This is a messenger RNA of Nannizzia gypsea CBS 118893, 1197 nucleotides long. Its product is annotated as auxin Efflux Carrier superfamily protein. Gene Ontology annotation, biological process: transmembrane transport. The coding region runs from base 1 to 1197 and encodes 398 amino acids. The transcript has 5 exons. Gene Ontology annotation, cellular component: endoplasmic reticulum; membrane. The record is from RefSeq and is a predicted model, not a curated record. NCBI's taxonomy places the organism in Eukaryota, Fungi, Ascomycota, Eurotiomycetes, Onygenales, Arthrodermataceae.
AUGGAGCAGGAGGAGGAGGAGAAAGACGGUGUCUUCCUCGUCUUCCUUCUCUUCCUCCUCAACGUCUCUCAUCGUCUUCGUCUUCAUCUUCUGUGUCGCUCUUUCUCUCUGGCCGGUGGCAUCUACAUCAUCGCCAUCACCAUCGUCAUCGCCAUCGACAGACAGCCGGAGAGAGCAGAGAACAAGAGAACAAGAGAACGAGAACAAGAGAGACGAAGACCAGCCGCAAUGCUAUCGCCGCAGUCGUUCGAGCGAGCAAACGCCAUGUCGAUGCUGGCAGACAGCUCGUCCGGCGGCGGCCCUCACCCGUCCAUCCCCCAUCUCGCCCUGCUCGUCUUCGAAGCCGUCCUCGAGGUCGUCUGCGUCUCGCUGCCCGGUUACAUCAUCGCUCGCAUGGGCAUGUUCGACGCCGAGUCCCAGAAGUUUGUCGCCAACCUGAACGUCAUGCUGUUUACGCCCUGCCUGAUCUUCACCAAGCUCGCCUCCCAGUUGACCGCCGGCAAGCUCGCUGAUCUAGCCGUCAUCCCGGUGCUCUUCACCCUCCAGACGCUGGUCUCCUAUACUUCGGCGAUGAUAGUGUCCAGAUGUUUUGGUUUCAGGAAGAGACAGGCCAACUUCGUCAAGGCCAUGGGAGUCUUUGGCAAUUCGAACUCCCUUCCGAUAUCUCUGGUCAUCUCCCUAUCGAAGACGCUGUCCGGCCUGCACUGGGACAAGAUCCCAAACGACAACGACAACGAAGUCGCCGCCAGAGGAAUCCUCUACCUGCUCAUCUUCCAGCAGCUGGGCCAGGCCGUCCGCUGGAGCUGGGGAUACCACGUCCUCCUCGCUCCUCGGGAAGCCUACCUGCGUGACGAGGAGGAAGCGCCCAUCAAUGCGGCAGACAGAUACCGGGAUGACCCCGAAGACGGCGGCGACGAUAGUAGUAGCGUAGGCAGAUAUCUCGAUGAACCAGAGGACCUGGCUCGCACCGCAGUCAACAGCGGACAGACCACUCCUCGAUCGACACGUUCGGAAGACGACUCCUCGCCCUUUGAAUCCGGCUCGCAGACGCCCCUGGCUCAGAUCUGCCAGAUCAACAACGUCUAUAUGGGCGCCAUGUCGAGGAUCCUCUUCCAUUCCUAUGUCAUAUGGAUCCUCCCGUCGACGCUUAUACUCGUGAUAUCAGCUCUGCAGGUCGUCCAAUGGGCCGCCAACUAG